GGCGGGCGUGGUCGUGGGCUCGCGGCGGCGCGCAGUCCCGAGUGAAAGGAGAAGGAGGGGCACGGGGGUGACGGUGCGGGACCCACUGCCACUGCCGGCGAGUGUUAGGCGGCCAGGCAGCGCAAAGGAGGUGGGCCAGAGGCCCGGUCAGCUGCCCGGACCCUCCGGACCAACCCCAGGCCGAGCGGCGGCGGUUUCUGGCUAGGUGGGGAAGCGCUGCCAAGCCCCAGCAGAGGAAGAUGUUCAACGUGGAGUCGUUGGAGCGGGUGGAGCUGUGCGAGAGCCUUCUCACUUGGAUCCAGACAUUUAACGUGGAUACACCAUGCCAGACCGUGGAAGAUUUAACGAAUGGGGUUGUGAUGGCCCAGGUUCUCCAAAAGAUAGAUCCUGCAUAUUUUGAUGAAAAUUGGCUAAACAGAAUCAAAACUGAAGUGGGAGAUAAUUGGAGGCUAAAGAUUAGCAAUUUAAAGAAAAUAUUAAAAGGAAUCCUGGAUUACAAUCAUGAGAUUUUAGGACAACAGAUUAAUGACUUUACCCUUCCUGAUGUGAACCUUAUUGGAGAGCAUUCUGAUGCAGCAGAGCUUGGAAGGAUGCUCCAACUCAUUUUAGGCUGUGCUGUGAACUGUGAACAGAAGCAAGAGUACAUCCAAGCCAUUAUGAUGAUGGAGGAAUCUGUUCAACAUGUUGUCAUGACAGCCAUUCAAGAGCUAAUGAGUAAAGAGUCUCCUGUCUCUUCUGGGAAUGAUGCCUAUGUUGACCUUGAUCGCCAGUUGAAGAAAACUACAGAAGAAUUAAAUGAAGCUUUGUCAGCAAAGGAAGAAAUUGCUCAAAGAUGCCAUGAAUUAGAUAUGCAGGUUGCAGCAUUGCAAGAGGAGAAAAGUAGUUUAUUGGCAGAGAAUCAGAUAUUAAUGGAAAGACUCAAUCAAUCUGAUUCCAUAGAAGAUCCCAACAGUCCAGCAGGAAGAAGGCAUUUGCAACUCCAAACUCAAUUAGAACAACUACAAGAAGAAACAUUCAGACUAGAAGCAGCCAAAGAUGAUUAUCGAAUACGCUGUGAAGAGUUAGAAAAGGAAAUCUCUGAACUUCGGCAACAGAAUGAUGAAUUAACUACUUUGGCAGAUGAAGCUCAGUCUCUAAAAGAUGAAAUAGAUGUUCUUAGACAUUCUUCUGAUAAAGUAUCUAAACUAGAAGGUCAAGUGGAAUCUUAUAAAAAGAAGCUGGAAGACCUUGGUGAUUUGAGGCGGCAGGUUAAACUCUUAGAAGAGAAGAAUACCAUGUAUAUGCAGAACACUGUCAGUCUAGAGGAAGAGUUAAGAAAGGCCAAUGCAGCACGAAGUCAACUUGAGACGUAUAAGAGACAGGUAGUAGAACUGCAAAAUAGAUUAUCUGAAGAAUCAAAGAAAGCAGAUAAAUUAGACUUUGAAUAUAAGCGGCUAAAAGAAAAAGUUGAUAGUCUUCAAAAGGAAAAGGAUAGAUUAAGAACAGAAAGGGAUUCUCUGAAGGAAACUAUUGAAGAGCUUCGUUGUGUGCAGGCUCAGGAAGGACAGCUCACCACUCAAGGAUUAAUGCCUCUGGGCAGUCAAGAAUCUUCAGAUAGCCUCGCAGCAGAGAUUAUUACUCCUGAAAUCAGGGAGAAACUUAUUCGUCUUCAGCAUGAGAAUAGAAUGCUAAAAAUUAAUCAAGAGGGUUCAGACAAUGAAAAAAUUGCCUUAUUGCAGAGCCUUUUAGAUGAUGCAAAUCUACGCAAGAAUGAACUGGAGACAGAGAACAGGCUUGUGAAUCAAAGACUUCUAGAAGUACAGUCACAAGUUGAAGAACUGCAGAAAUCUUUACAAGAUCAAGGCUCAAAAGCAGAAGAUUCAGUUCUUCUAAAAAAGAAGCUUGAAGAACAUCUAGAGAAGCUUCAUGAAGCUAAUAAUGAAUUGCAAAAGAAGAGAGCCAUUAUUGAAGAUCUUGAGCCAAGAUUUAACAAUAGCUCCUUAAAAAUUGAAGAAUUACAAGAAGCAUUACGGAAGAAAGAAGAGGAAAUGAAGCAAAUGGAAGAACGAUAUAAAAAAUAUUUAGAGAAAGCCAAAAGUGUUAUCCGUACUUUAGAUCCUAAACAGAAUCAAGGAGCAGCACCAGAAAUACAAGCUCUUAAAAAUCAACUGCAGGAAAGAGACCGACUAUUUCACUCAUUGGAGAAAGAAUACGAGAAAACGAAGAGUCAAAGAGAGAUGGAGGAGAAAUGUAUUGUCAGUGCCUGGUACAAUAUGGGAAUGACUCUGCACAAAAAGGCGGCUGAAGAUAGACUAGCUAGUACAGGUUCAGGGCAGUCAUUUCUAGCUAGGCAAAGACAAGCAACCAGCACAAGAAGAUCUUAUCCAGGCCAUGUUCAACCAGCCACAGCAAGGUAGAAAAGUCUUAUCAUUAGAAAUAAAAAGCAACCUGCAUUGAAAGCAUACUUCUGUUACAUAUAACGACAUUUCAGGAAAUUCAGCCAGCUUACUUUUUGUUUUCCUUCUAAGUCAAUACUUAGUGUUUGUCAUUUGAGGACUUUUCCUCUCUUAGAUCUUUGUUUUAGUUUCUUUGUCCUUUAUUUGGUAGUCUUUUAAGUUCCUUUUAAUGUGCCAAAAAUUUAUAAAUGUCCAAUUAAAAGUGUUGUAUAAUAGUGUAAUUCUUUUCUUUGUAUGAAAAUGUCCUCUUCCCCAAUGGUGUAGGCUUUGUAUGAAUUAGAUUUUCUUCCAAUAAUUGAUAUACAAUUUAUAUUCUUUAUUGUGCCUAUGUGUUACCAUGCUUUAUAAGAAUGUCUUUGUUUAAAGGGAAUUAAUCUUUUUAUGAUGUAUUAAUCUGUGUUUUCAAUUSUUUUCCAAAUGCACUUCAAAUAACUUGCAUAUUUACUACACAAAAUAGUUGGCAAGUGCACUUUUUGCAAAGACUUAUACAUUGGCAGAGGUGCUAAUCAGAUCUUACUUGAGGCACCUGGCAGAAUUAAAAGAGAAAAAUGAGUUUUCACAUUGUUUUAUAGGAAAUUGAAUUUGUUCUAAGAUUUGGAGACAAUUUUUAAAUAUGUAAAAAUUUCA
Urocitellus parryii (Arctic ground squirrel) is the source of this 3062-nucleotide messenger RNA. RefSeq names its product hook microtubule tethering protein 3 (gene Hook3). Gene Ontology annotation, molecular function: microtubule binding; dynein light intermediate chain binding. Gene Ontology annotation, biological process: cytoskeleton-dependent intracellular transport; cytoplasmic microtubule organization. The record is from RefSeq and is a predicted model, not a curated record. Gene Ontology annotation, cellular component: cytoplasm; centrosome. Lineage: Eukaryota; Metazoa; Chordata; Mammalia; Rodentia; Sciuridae.